Molecule: messenger RNA, 2277 nt
Organism: Chenopodium quinoa (quinoa)
Lineage: Eukaryota; Viridiplantae; Streptophyta; Magnoliopsida; Caryophyllales; Amaranthaceae
Product: EVI5-like protein
Exons: 9
Coding region: 814-2115 (433 amino acids)
Source: RefSeq, a predicted model, not a curated record
UCAGCCUAAUUCUCCGUCGGUCUGCCAUUGUCGGAUUCAACGUUUGAUUGCAAGAUUUGCUUGUGUUUGAGUAGCCUUCUUGGUUUUUUUUUUUUAAAAAAAAAUUCUGAUUUUUUUUCUUCAUAUUUUCAGAUUUUUUGGAAGGUUUUAGAGAGAGAAAGUGUCAAAGAGUGAUUUUGUGAUAUGGGAAACGUCUCGUAAAGCCUUAACUUACUUUAUCGAGUAUUUAUAUACGGAGGGCAAUUUAGGAAAUUCAUGUAAAAAAUGUGAACGUCACCUAGUAAAAUGCGAAUGACGUUUAACAACACCCCUUUUAAAACAAAGGUUAGAGAACAUUCUUUUCCACUCAAUUGUGGCUAACAUGCAAUAUUGUUAUUGUCAAAAAUUCCUAAAAGUGGAAAAUAAUCAAAAUAUAAGUUACAAAAAAAAAAAAAAAAAAAAAAAAAAGAGAAAAUAAAAUAAAGAAAGGAAUUACACAAAAUUCCCCCCAAUCAGUUCCCAGGUCCCAGAGUCAAAUGUUCAUAAUUUCUGGUUGGUCUAUCCAUUUUUGGUCUUCAUCAAAUAAAUCACCCAGAUUUUCCAGCACAACAACAAGAUUUUGGUAGAAAAUUAUACAAUUUCCUAGAUUUUUGCCCCCAAAAUUCUAAAAGUUUAGUUAAUUUUCUACUUCUAGAUCACCGUUGUUUACAGAAGAAGCCGCUUCUGGGUUUUUCUACUCUCAUGAAACUUGGUGCUGUUCAAUUGGGGCAAGUUGCAACAUGCUAAGAAGAGUGGUAGGGGAAUAUUGGGGACUUAAAUCGUGUGUUAGAUAGUAUGAUGGAGAAGAAGAAAAUAGAUGAAGAUGAUUCUGGACCAUCAUCACCUAAACUAGUGGACAGAUUUGGGUUUAUAAAGCCAGAAAGUAGCAGUUCUCCUGAUCAAUUAAAGAGGAGCAAGUCGACUUCUGGAUCAGAGAGGGAGGAAAGAAGAGUUCGAAAAUGGAGAAAGAUGAUUGGGGUUGGUGGGAGUGAUUGGAAGCAUUUUGUAAGGAGGAAACCUCUUGUCGUUAAAAGACGUGUAAGAAAAGGUAUUCCUGAUUGUUUGAGGGGCCUAGUUUGGCAAUUAAUCUCUGGAAGUCGUGAUCUCUUGCUCAUGAAUCCUGGGGUCUAUGAGCAACUGGUUAUAUAUGAGACUUCAGCGUCAGAGCUGGACAUUAUUCGAGAUAUAUCACGUACUUUCCCAUCUCAUGUCUUCUUCCAGCAAAGGCAUGGUCCUGGUCAGAGAUCACUCUACAACGUUCUAAAAGCAUAUUCUGUAUAUGACAGAGAUGUUGGAUAUGUUCAGGGUAUGGGGUUCAUAGCUGGUCUACUGCUUCUUUAUAUGAGCGAGGAAGAUGCAUUUUGGUUGCUGGUUGCAUUGCUUAAAGGAGCUGUUCAUGCCCCGAUGGAAGGGUUAUAUCUGUCAGGAUUGCCUUUGGUACAACAAUACCUUUUUCAGUUUGAUCUUUUGGUGAAGGAAUACUUGCCCAAGCUUGGAGAUCAUUUUUCUCAAGAGUUGAUAAACCCCAGCAUGUAUGCAAGUCAAUGGUUCAUCACUGUGUUCUCUUAUUCUUUUCCCUUUCACUUGGCCCUACGAAUUUGGGAUGUCUUUCUUUAUGAGGGUGUAAAAGUUGUCUUCAGAGUUGGUUUGGCCCUCUUGAAGAGUUGUCAAGAUGACUUGACGAAGUUACCUUUUGAGUCACUCAUACAUGCGUUGAAAAAUUUUCCUGAAGAAGUCAUGGACCCUGAUACAUUGUUGCCCUUGGCCUAUUCAAUCAAGAUUUCGAAGCGUUUAGAAGAAUUGAAACUUGAAUAUGAGAAAGUACAUGGGAAAGAAGGCCAAUCUAUUAUCACAAGAGGGAAACAGAAGCAGCUGUUAGAAAGGAAUGGUUCUUCUCGUCAUAGCAAGCAAGCUGAAAAGCAGAAAGGAGGAUUAAUUCAGUCUCCUGAAGCUGUCUUGCUACAAAAACUCUCAUUGCGGCGACAUUUCUCUCAUCGAAAGGCAGAAUAUGACAAGCUUGAUGGGUCAGUAACUCAAUCUGGUCAGGAGUUACAAAGACGUGAUUCUCAGCUUAUGUCUAGACACGCCACUAGUUAAUACAGCAAACAUUGAUUCUUUCAUUCUUUCAUAGUGUGAUUGUACAUUUGGGUGAAUGUAUACAAAACAUUCUUUAGGCCAAUAUGAUUGCUUAUGCGAUCUGAUUUUUGUGGAUAUAUAUAUAUGUCUUCUUGGUAAUAUAAUCAUGGUGAUUUUUUGAAA